AUGGAGGGCGACCCCGUCGUCCAAAUUGCGCUGAUCGCCGAGUCCGCUCGGCUCCAGAUGACGUUGUCGACUUACGGUAUCGCCACCCAGACGCCGCAUGAGGUCGAGCCGGUGCAGAUUUGGCCGAGUUGGCGGCUGGUGAAGGUCUUCGAAUGCCUUGGACGAGACCCAAAGCUUCUGCUCGACGGCAGACCCCCAAGACCGUUCGGGCCGCUGUCAACAUCGAAGGUGUACCGCGUAUUUGGUGACACCGUGAUGUGCUACCCGCUGCUCUUCGAGGUAAAGGAUUUCUACGUGGCGUCCGAUCCGGCGAUUCUAAUUGACGAUAUCAAGCACGAAAUCGAGUUCAUCGCCCGUCGUUGGAAGCUGUCGGGGAGGCCGACGAUGUGCGUCUUGUUACGUGAGGAAAACGUGCUCGGCCCCUACUUCGACCAUAUGAUGGACCUGCUCGUGCAGCUGAAGAAUGGCUUCGUCGGCGGGAUCAGGGUUCGGCUCGGCAGGGUUCAUCAGCUUCUGAAUUCGGCCUGCAUCGAGCACGUCGACUUUGCGAACUCAGAUGACGUGGAGUUUGAUAUCGACAAAUUAGAGGAAGACGAUGGCCCCGGCUCGGAUUAUCGAUCAAGGACAAGCCUGAAGGAAGCGGCCAACGACGACGAGACGGUCGUGGAGUCCGACUUCACCGCGAUGAGCGACCACGCGCUCUAUGAAGUUCUCGUCCAUGACGAGCCGGAAAAGCUGCGCGCGACCGCUUUUGCCAUUGUGGCUUUUUGGCGACGGGCCGGGCCCGAGUUUAUGAUCGGAACAACCACACUUCGCGAGCGCCUCGAGAAAAUCUACCGCACUGCCUGCCAACUGCGGCUCUGGUGGCUAGUUCGAUACUGCGCCGGCCACCUCCAGAAAAGCGUGAACAGCUUGGCGCCGUCGAUUACCAACCUGUUAGUGCGUGGCAAACAGAUCACCGUCGGCGUGCGCAGUGUGAAGGAGGUGACCAUCUCGACGCCGAUGGCCCCGCAGGAGCUGUUCACGCUCUUGUUUUCGUGCUGCCCGAAGGAGGAGCCGCAGAUGGCGUGCAUCCAGCAGGAGUUGAUCAUUGCCUGCGCCGAUUUGAUCGGUCACAGCCCCGAGUCUUUCUCCGGCGUGCUGACCGUCCGGAUGUCGUGGCUGGCCGACGCGAUUCAGAUGCUCCUCUCCUACGUGAACGCAUCGGAAGCCGUGUCGGACUCGUCCCCCCGCACCGGCUCCCUUCACUUCACCCCGCCGACUCCGGGGACAACGGGGAUUCCGCACGAAAUCCGCCGGAAGAGCAUCUACGACCUGUCGCCGACGAUCAUCAAGGACGUGCUGGGGUCGCUGAUGGCCCGAAAAGUGUGGCAUUUACUGACCCCACUGCAAACUCGUCGACUAAAUGGUGCGCUGAACCGGAUGCCGGAAGGUUUCUACGAUCGAGUUUGGGGGAUUCUGGAGCGAGCCGAUCAUGGGAUUUCGAUCGCACAUCAAUUAUUGCCCCAGCAACCUACCCUGCUCGACAUGACCAAAUUCGAGCUGAACUUUGCCUACCGUAUCGAGCAGAUGAUGAGCCAGAUCGCCCAUCCGGAGUAUCGACAGAUUUUGGUGGAGCUCCUCUGCAUCAUCGCCACGAUGCUCGAGCGGAACCCGGAGAUCCACUUUGGCGAGCUGCUUGACUGCGACGAGAUGAUCAAGCAGGCGUUCAUCAUCUACGCGACUUCGGCCGGAAUCAAGGAUACGCGUGACCUGACCCCGUUCUACCAGCUCGACAACAUUGCGAUGAACACCAGCACGGCCACGUUUAUUACUAAGGCAGUGGUCGAGCACGUGCUCCAAGGCCGCCACCUCUCCCGCCCGAUCGACAUCUUCCACCCGUCGAGAGGUCGCGAGCUGUCCGCCCAGCAAAAGCCGCCAAGCGGGGAUAUGAGCCCGACGGGCGAGGCGGAGAAGUGCAAGGUACAG
Molecule: messenger RNA, 1968 nt
Organism: Mesorhabditis spiculigera
Lineage: Eukaryota; Metazoa; Nematoda; Chromadorea; Rhabditida; Rhabditidae
Source: the annotation of a GenBank genome assembly